Dicrocoelium dendriticum is the source of this 738-nucleotide messenger RNA. The record is from the annotation of a GenBank genome assembly. NCBI's taxonomy places the organism in Eukaryota, Metazoa, Platyhelminthes, Trematoda, Plagiorchiida, Dicrocoeliidae.
AUGAUGGGCAGCCAAAUUGAAGACAUUGGCCGAGCGUGCUCUAGAUGCAUCAGUGCCUCCAAAUUACCGGUACGUGCGACAUUACAAUCUUGGAAAAACCCAGACUCGUCCUGGUCGCGCAUACACGUGGAUUUCGCGGGACUAGUAGAAGCAGUGCAUUUCCUCGUUAUUGUUGACGCCUACAGUAAGAGGCCGGAGGUAAUCACUAUGCAAAACACGUCGGCAAACAGCCCAAUUUUUGCGGUGAGACAUAUCUACGGUCAGCACCGAUUACCAGUAACAAUCGUGUCGGAUAACGGAUCACAGUUUACGUCCUGCCAAUUUGCUGCAUUUUGCGCACAUAAUAGGAUCGAGCAUGUGAGGACCGCCCCGUAUCAUCCGCAGUCAAAUGGCCAAGCGGAAAGAUUUGUUGAUACUCUGAAACGAGCAUUGUGGAAGUCAAAAGAGGAGGGAUCGUUGAACGAAAGAUUGGGACGUUUCCUGUUGAACUAUCGAGUUACUCCGAAUCCUAAUACACCAGAAGGGAAAUCACCAGCUGAAGCCCUUAUGUGUCGAAGAUUGAGAAUCACACUAGAUUUGCUGACUCCCAAGCGUCCGCUUCUACUACUAAGCAAUUCAGUGAUGGAGCGUCAAUACAACAGUCGGUAUGGGGCGCGAAAAAGGAUUUGCAAAGUACGCGACUUUGUGUUUGCGGCUGCUAACCAAGGACGGCGGAACGCUUGGAUACCAGGACGAGUU